Messenger RNA from Penicillium crustosum, 939 nucleotides. Its product is annotated as Oxoglutarate/iron-dependent dioxygenase. Lineage: Eukaryota; Fungi; Ascomycota; Eurotiomycetes; Eurotiales; Aspergillaceae. The coding region runs from base 1 to 939 and encodes 312 amino acids. Gene Ontology annotation, molecular function: dioxygenase activity. The transcript has a single exon. The record is from RefSeq and is a predicted model, not a curated record.
AUGCACGAUUUCGAAGACCGCAUCGAUGAAAUCACAGAUCAACUGAUCCAAGCCGCUGAGAAUGUUGGAUUUUUCACCCUGACCGGUCAUGGAAUCUCCGAGGAACAAAUUGACUCCAUGUUUGCGAUAUCAAGAACUUUCUUCGAUCUACCGGACAGCGUCAAAGCAACUGUACCGUGGAAUCCAAACAAUGUCGGGUGGGAAAAGAACUCACAAAUUCGACCGUCUACUGGAAAGCCCGACAGUAAAGAGUCUUACCAGUUGCAGUUCGGUGAGAAUAUGAAUGACCUCUGGGUCAAGAACGACGACCUACCUGGUUUCCGGACCGCCUCUCUCGAUUUUAUGAAUCGCGUCCAACAAGUAUCGGAAUGUUUGAUGCGAUGCUUUGCGCGGGGCCUGGGGUUCCCGGAGAGAUUCUUCAUCGAAUGUCAUGACAUUUCACGACCGAACUCGCAAACCACUAUGCGUCUACUCCAUUACUUUGCAUUGCCAGAAGUUUCCGACGGCAAGGUGUAUCAUCGCGCAGGGGCACAUGCCGAUUGGGACUUUUUGACUUUACUUUUCCAAAGGGACGGUCAGGAUGGGCUAGAAAUCUGUCCCGGUCGCGAGGUAGUGACAGAGUUCGGUAUCGGGGACGGAUGGACCAAGGUGAAGGCCAGGACUGGCCGGAUAGUGUGCAACAUUGGUGAUUUACUCAUGUCCUGGUCGGAUGACCGGUUCAAGUCAACUUUUCAUCGCGUCAAGGCCCCGUGUGAGCCCGGGGACUAUUUUGGCGACCGAUACAGCAUUGCUUAUUUUAACCAGCCCUGUAAGGAUUCUUUGAUCCAGGGGCCCUCGAAGAAGUAUCCGAUGGUGACUGGGGCUCAGUUUACCGACACCGCUAUGAAACGGAACUUUGCUGCUUUGCAGGAGAAGUUAACGACGGUCGCAGCGGCCUAA